GAGGAGUGUAGGCUGUAUACCCAGAAUGCCCUUGGUCAGAUGAGUGCUAAAAAGGAGAGCACCAUCCCCUCCCCCUCCCAUCCUCCUGUCCAGGACUGACACAACCAUGAUCUUCAAACCAGCAGAGUUCACCUCUACAAAACCGGUUGCCUGGUACAGACUGUUUGGCUGCAGGUCCAGCGGCAGCAAUGUCAGGGUCAGGCUAAAUGACUACUUCCUGGUCGGAUCUGGAGAGGAGGUGCCAGCUCAGAAUGGUGACUGUAUCCUGACAGUGUCUGGCCUGGAGCCCAAUGAGAGGUACAUGUUUGCUGUGGCUGCCUACUCCAAGGAUGGCAAGCUGAUUGGUGGAUCCAUCGGGGAACAGACCAAACCCAUCCUGGCCUCUCAUCCUCUUCCCAUCCUGAUGGUCUGGGCUCUGCUGGGACAGGUGUCAUAUCAAGUUGAGUGUUACCCCAUUGCUAAGAAGGCCUGCAAUGUUCUGUGGGAUCACUUUGUGGCACCUGCACCUUCUCCUGAGACAAGCAAAUGGGAGAUGGUGGCCAGGAAAGACUUCAAGCUGACUUUAAAGAAGCUCCACCCUGGUGUAGUGAGAGUGGCCUCCCCUGUGCUGCUGAGACACUUCCUCACCAGUAUCUUCAUCCAUGUGGACAUCAACUCUCGAGAGGGCAGACUGUUCUGUGACACACUGUGUGACAAAGGGCCGCUUACUAAGGGACAGUGCUUCAGGCUGUAUGAGUGUGAGCGCCUGCUGGUGGCCCUGGAGCUGGCAGGCUAUCUGAACGAGGCCGGUCUGGCUCUGCAGGCUGUGGUGCAGUGUUACGGACUCCUCACCCCUCUACUGUUCAACAAGAUACCUUCCCAGCCAGUAGUACAGGUGCUGAUGAGGUGCCAUGCUGUGCUACAGGAGAUCCCAGCAGGUCUGAGACAGAGGAGGCAUGCUACCAUCUCUGACAGCCUGCACCACAUGACUGCCUGUAUAACCUUCUACAUGGGAAAGGUGCUGCGGAUUUGGCAGGAGAGAAAGCUGGCCAGUAAUCUGACUGAUGCAGGGAAGAAGAUCUUGGCUGCCGAUGCUCUAGCAGAGAAGGAUGGGCCAGCAGGUCAGACAGCCUUCUCAUCAACUGAGGUGUCGAUGUACUCUGACUUUAAAGGACUGCAGUCCGUUGUUGUAGAUGUUACCCACAAUGGUGUCUGGGAGUUGGUUCCAGAUCUGAACACCAGUGUGGAUGAAGAAUUCAGGAGUCCCAACGAGGUGGCAGGUGCACUCAUCCAGCACAGUGAGGCAUACUCCAUAACACUGCGUACCUGUGCCUUGUACACUGCAGCUCUUCCACUGGGAGUGAGCUUGUGGGCAACUCGCCUCAUAGCUCCAAGUUUCUGA
Molecule: messenger RNA, 1381 nt
Organism: Branchiostoma belcheri (Belcher's lancelet)
Lineage: Eukaryota; Metazoa; Chordata; Leptocardii; Amphioxiformes; Branchiostomatidae
Product: cilia- and flagella-associated protein 54-like
Exons: 10
Coding region: 107-1381 (424 amino acids)
Biological process (GO): cilium assembly
Source: RefSeq, a predicted model, not a curated record